Trichoderma aggressivum f. europaeum is the source of this 1062-nucleotide messenger RNA. RefSeq lists its product as uncharacterized. The transcript has a single exon. The record is from RefSeq and is a predicted model, not a curated record. NCBI's taxonomy places the organism in Eukaryota, Fungi, Ascomycota, Sordariomycetes, Hypocreales, Hypocreaceae. The coding region runs from base 1 to 1062 and encodes 353 amino acids.
AUGAUGGAUUGGGCAACAGGAGAGUACUGGGCUUCCAAAUCCCAAAAAAAUGUUUGUGAUCGGUAUCAACUUGCACAGAAGACGCCUUGUUAUCUUGAUUUUGAGAUUAUGGAGGACGGCAGACCUCAUGAUACCCCGUACGUUGGGUGCCCGACGAUUGGCCCCUUUGAAGACUUUGGUAAAGCAUCGAGUCUUGGAAUCCGAAUAGUAUGGAAAGCUGAUGGUAAAUGGUUAUCGAUUCCUAUCCACGCUCUGAAUUGGGCAGGAGCUAUUGGCCGAGGGAUUAUCAACAAUGAUCGCAAUCUCGCGUUGAGCGCUUGGUUUAAAGCAAUGACGACGAUCCAGAUCUUUGAGCGAAUCAUCUACACAGGGCCACUCAAUGGUUUCAACAAAGUUGCGUAUUUUGCGACAGCCAACAUUGUCGAGCUUGUCCAUAGCCACCUCGAUCAAUCCAUGUCUUGGAUUCCGACAAAAUCGCAAACACUAGCUGCACCAAGACUUGUUGACUUUGAGGAGAAUUGUCGGUUGAUGUAUCAACAGUAUCUAACGUGGCCAACAUUGGUAAAUCCCAUUCAACCGCCGCCGGUGGAAUCCGAUUUCUGGAAAGGACAAUCGUUUAACCACACAGAUGCGAACCUUCAAGCCCCAACGAUAAAGUGUGACUUCUGCGAAUACACGCAGCGGGGUGGGCAGAAUGCAUGGAGCAAAUGUGAAAGAGACACAACCAUAGAAGAUUAUCAUGUGUGCAAAUGGUGCUCAAUGCUCAACCGACCGUGUACUUUUACAUCUCCAAGCGAUUCAAUCCGGCUUUGGGGACGCGGUCCUCCAUUCUUGAGAGGUAUGCGUGGUGAACGAACAGACAGCUCACUCGCCCCUGCACGAUAUCCAACCGGCCCUUUUCGAUUUCUAGCUUUCUAUGAUAUCGCACCGAGAGAUGCAGUUGAGACUGAUGCCCCGAUAGAAGGGCUUGAACCCCUUUUGACGCUCGAUUCAUGCGACGAUAAUGAUGUCAAUGUUGACUUAGAGGGCGCAGAGGCAGACGUUGAAGAAGAAGAAGAGUGA